Molecule: messenger RNA, 993 nt
Organism: Laccaria bicolor S238N-H82
Lineage: Eukaryota; Fungi; Basidiomycota; Agaricomycetes; Agaricales; Hydnangiaceae
Exons: 4
Coding region: 1-993 (330 amino acids)
Source: RefSeq, a predicted model, not a curated record
AUGCCAUUGCCUCCCCAUGCUUGUUUCACACCAGAGAGCACCGACAUUCUUGGGAUUGGAACCCGUAUACACCUAUAUGCACAAUGCUUUCUUAUUGUCCUCAUCUCCGUCAUCGUGCGUGCACGCAAAGGCUCGCCUACCCUCGUUUGGUCCCUCUGGCGUCUCCAGUCCUACACCCUCUGCGCGUUCGCCAUCGCCGGCAUCUACGAGCGAGUUCAAGGCCAGCUAAGUGUGUUUCACGCAGCUGCCGCUUACCACAUUGGAACCUUAUUCAUCUGGAGCGCGAUGGUCGGUUGGAAGAUUCAAAAACCAGGCGAUGAAAUUUAUUACACGCCACUUGAGCGUAGACAAACCACUUAUCGCCGCAUCUCCCGGUUCUUGACGAAACACAUGAUCCUCUUGGGAUGUGGCGUCAUCAACAUCGUUGUGGGCAUUCUCGUAAUCCUCGAUUCACGCUGCGGUGAAGCAACCCAGACCAUCGUCGUUUGGAAGUUCCUGUUUGGAUUCACGGCGAUCAUCAACGUGGACCCCGUCUCGAGGAGCGCCCUGUUUGUCAUCUGCUUCGUCGUCGUUCCCAUUGUGCUGUUCAUGAUCAUUCCAUUUCUGCUUAAUGCCGCAAUAGCAUGUUUCCGUCCAAUGCCCUCAAUCUACAACGUGGUUUUGUAUCCUUCUAUCUACAUCCUCUUCUGGGUGGAAGAGAUCAUCGCUAUUGAGCAGUCUAUCAAGGCUAAUCCGGAGUUGGAUCACCAGGCAGAGAAUAGAUGGAACUUUGGACAGAUCAUCACGCUAGUUCUUCUAAUGCCAUAUGUGGAGAGAAUUCUUGAACAGAUUGGCGAUAUGCUCUUGCGAUAUCGUUUCAUCGCGGAAUGGUAUGAACGGGUUCAGGGUCAGAGUCACGUGCACGGAUUGCACACUCAUGCAGAACAUCAUUUCCCUCAAGAACCUGACGAGAGUGUUAGGAUGGAUCUGCUUGGUAAUGUCGUGAGACGUUAA